AUGGCACUCCAAGGCACUAACACACAAGUUCUUUUUGUAAAGCGUCCAAUCGGUCAAUUCAAUCCGACGGAAACUUUUAAAAUAGUGAAAACACCUGUACCAACUGUUGAAAGCUUGAAGGAAGGCGAGUUUAUAGUUAGGAAUUACUGGUUAUCUUUAGACCCCGCUAUGCGCGGAUGGAUGAGUGAUUCUAGGAGAAGUUAUAUACGUCCAGUAGAAAUAAAUGAAGUAAUGCGUGGUCAAACCGUUGGUGUGGUUGUCGCAUCAAAGAGUUCGAAAUUUAGAGCUGGUGAUAAAGUUCAAAUUAUGGGAGGUUGGCAGGAGUUUACAGUUUCUAAUGGAAAAGGCGCGUGGAAGCUUGAUGUUCCGCCAGGUGCACAUCUUCACGAUUUCUUGGGUAUUUUUGGUGGUACUGGCAUGACCGCGUACUUUGGAUUACUCGACAUUGGCAAACCCAAGGCCGGGGAAACAGUAGUCGUGUCGGGAGCAGCUGGCGCUACUGGAAGUCUCGUUGGUCAAAUAGCAAAAAUUAAAGGAACACGUGUUAUCGGGAUCGCAGGCUCAAAAGAAAAAUGUGAUUGGCUUGAGAAAGAACUCGGAUUCGAUGUAGCCCUAAACUAUCGCGACGCUGAUUUUUCAAAGAAAUUAGCAGCCGCUACACCGAAAUAUAUCGACGUGUAUUUCGAUAAUGUCGGUGGCGAUAUUCUAGAUUUGUGCCUGAAACGUAUCGCGCAAAAGGGAAGAAUUGUGGUCUGUGGUGCGAUUAGUCAAUAUAAUGAAAAAAACCCACAAGGGCCGAAAAAUUAUACCACGUUGAUUACACAACGUGCACGAAUGGAAGGAUUUAUUGUAUUUGACUAUGGGCCUAGAUACCCUGAAGCAGUGCGUGAUAUUGCCAAAUGGUUACAGGAAGGAAAGAUUAAGCGAAGGGAGUUUGUGACUGAGGGUUUGGAAAAUGCACCCGAAGGAUUGUUAAGAUUAUUUAAAGGCGAAAAUACUGGAAAGACCCUUGUUAAAUUGGUGAACGAGAAAAGUAAACUUUAG
Molecule: messenger RNA, 1044 nt
Organism: Ambispora gerdemannii
Lineage: Eukaryota; Fungi; Glomeromycota; Glomeromycetes; Archaeosporales; Ambisporaceae
Source: the annotation of a GenBank genome assembly